Betta splendens (Siamese fighting fish) is the source of this 3709-nucleotide messenger RNA. RefSeq lists its product as uncharacterized. Bases 787 to 3174 code for a protein of 795 amino acids. Lineage: Eukaryota; Metazoa; Chordata; Actinopteri; Anabantiformes; Osphronemidae. The transcript is spliced from 18 exons. The record is from RefSeq and is a predicted model, not a curated record.
CAUAUUUUGAACAGACCGACGUCUCGCUAUGAAAAGAGGAAGUCGCGACGAGCGUGUUUUGUGCUCUGCUGUAAAGCGCGUAAUACGGGCGCAAGACGUUUUUGAAGCGCGGCUGAACGACGGAUGAACGAACGACGGCUCACUUGACCGCAGUGUUUGUGGGAGGGUUCGGUAAAAGUGAAAGUGAAAGUAAGAGAACACGAAGCUGCUGUCGCUCGUUGUUCAGACGAUCAGACAAACAGGACGCAUCCGAACCUGCUAAACAUGGACGAGGGACAAUUAGACGGUGAGAACCUCAAAUAUUCACUAAUAAAUGUUCCCUCAUAUUUUGCUUUUGAAGCAACCAGAUGAUCAGUGUUUAUUUACUAAGACAUAAACUACCAGCAGGUGGCGCUAAAGACACCAGUCCUGUUACAGUAAUUAGCUUUCCCAACAUAGCAUCCUUCAGGAGAUGACAGAUGAUUGAGUCAGACUUUAAAAUCACACACUGAAGGUUCACACAUCAUCAGCCUUUGGUUCAGACACGACUCAGAAAGUGAAAAUACAAGGAGCAUCUUAUCUGCAGUAAAAACUCUGAAGUAGAUGGCGACACUGAAGAUUCAUUUGCUGAACGUCAUGGCUAUGAGAUAGUUAGUGUGAAUGAGGCGCAGGACAAUGUAACUGGUAAGAAAUGCCAGGUACGUUGUACCAAUUUUUGGCCAAUUUGGUGUUUGGACUAAGAAUGGAAAUAUUGCUUUCUUGUUUUAACUUCUUUCUUGAGAUUCAAAAUCAUGCUAUACAUGAGUCAUGCUGUUUAUUUAUUCACAGAGUCAUGGAACAGCUUUGACGGAGUCACAGAACAGGCCUGAAAAGAAGCCUCAUGCAGAACCUAAGGAUGAAGACCACGCUGAGAAGAUCUGUGAUGAAGAUGAGCACUUUGUGAAUGUGGAAAAACCCUCUGAUAAACCUUCCAUUCUGGUGGUGAUGCAUCACACCUUUAAUUCUGACCACGUUGUAGCUGGAAGCAGGAGACUGGUGACCAAGCCAAACGUCCUGCUCACUGUGGACUGUUUGUUCUAUGAGGGUCACUUCCUGAAGUGUGAACGUAACAAUGCUGCCUGGGAUGAAGUUAAGAAGAAGCUCGAAGUUUAUGAUAAUCAGAAAGUCACCCUUAAGGCUUCACAGACUCUUUUUUAUAUUUUCUUGGCUGGAAAAACUAACGGGGCUCAUCGUGACUUUGUGAAGAAGCUUGAAGCUGUUGGACACACUGAGACGUCGUCUCCUGAAGGAUGUGACUACAUUGUGCGUUUCUGUCCUGUGGCUUCACGAGUUGGAACAGACGUCAACGCAGCCCUGAACAAAAUCCCUGAUCCGGCAGCGAGUGAGACGGUUAAGCUGGCGGUUUCCUGCCGGGUGGCUGGAAGUAGAUGGGUGAUCAGGCCCGUUCUCUGUGGUGACGUCAACGGUUCAGCUGCUGGCUGCGGUGGAGGCUCCAGGCGUGCCGGUGCAGGGGAAAGCUCCAGGUGGUCGGCGAGAACAAGGGUCUACAGGGGACUCCAGGUAGAGAGGACAAGGGCUGGAGAGAACAAGGAACAGAAAGAACAAGGGGCAAGUCUUUGGUCACGGCAGCUUUUUAUAUCUGUGUUUGUGGUCACCCCCGUCCUAUUGUUUGGUCCAAUCAUGAUGGCUGACUUCCAAGUUCCUCCUCUGUUUGUCGCUUGUAUCAGCGGGAGUUCGGACGUCUCAGCGGGGGAGCCAGUGUCAUGGAACAUGUCUGACCAGUUGGUGGGAAAUAAGGAGCCUCCUGUCUGUGUUAAAAAUGAUGCUGGGAAUAAAAACUGUGCAAUACGUCCAUCAGUUGGUAAAGACUGCAGUGAGGCCCAGAACAAAAUGCCUGUUCUUGGGAAUAAGUUUGCUGUCAUCUUGGCUGGAAAAACUAACAAAGCUCAUCGUGACUUUGUGAAGAAGCUUGAAGCCGUCGGUCAAACUGAGGUGUCGUCUCCUGAAGGAUGUGACUACGUCGUGUGUUUCUGUCCUGUGGCUUCACGAGUUGGAACAGACGUCAGUGAGGCUCUGGACAGAAUCCCUGCUGAUAAACCAUCCAUUCUGGUGGUGAUGCAUCACACCUUCAACCAUGACCACGUUGUAGCUGAAAGCAGGAGACUGGUGACCAAGUCCAACGUCCACCUCACGCUGGACUGUUUGUUCAAUGGGCGUCACUUCCUGGAUUGUAAACGUAACGAUGCUGCGUGGGAUGAAGUCAAGAAGAAACUCGGAGUUUAUGAUAAUGAGGAACUUUCCUUAAGUUGGAGUCUCUUGAAUUGGAUUGGCUUCAGGCUUCUACUGGCUUUAGUUUUGGAAGCCAGCUGCUGCAAAUCAACAACUGACUCACGGAACAGGCCUGAAAAGAAGCCUCAUGCAGAACCUAAUGAUGAGGAUCCUGAUGUUAAAAGGUCCAAAGUAGAAGAACACGCUCAGACGAGUGAUAAAGAUGAGGACUUUGUGAAUGUGGAAAAACCCUGGAGAACAUUUUUUGUCGUCUCUGCUGGAAAAACCAACGGAGCUCAUCGUGACUUUGUGAAGAAGCUUGAAGCCGUCGGUCAAACUGAGGCGUCGUCUCCUGAAGGAUGUGACUACGUCGUGUGUUUCUGUCCUGUGGCUUCACGAGUUGGAACAGACGUCAGUGAGGCUCUAGACAGAAUCCCUGCUGAUAAACCAUCCAUUCUGGUGGUGAUGCAUCACACCUUCAACCAUGACCACGUUGUAGCUGAAAGCAGGAGACUGGUGACCAAGUCCAACGUCCACCUCACGCUGGACUGUUUGUUCAAUGGGCGUCACUUCCUGGAUUGUAAACGUAACGAUGCUGCGUGGGAUGAAGUCAAGAAGAAACUCGGAGUUUAUGAUAAUGAGGAACUUUCCUUAAGUUGGAGUCUCUUGAAUUGGAUUGGCUUCAGGCUUCUACUGGCUUUAGUUUUGGAAGCCAGCUGCUGCAAAUCAACAACUGCAUCCAAGUCUGCUACAGAUCAGGCUCCAGUGUUAAAGUCUGCUACAGAUCAGGAUCAAGCUUCCGAAUCUGUUCCACAUCAGGAUCAAGCUUCAGAAUCUGUUCCACAUCAGGAUCAAGCUUCAGAAUCUGUUACACAUCAGGAUCAAGCUUCAGAAUCUGUUCCACAUCAGGAUCAAGCUUCCAAGUGACUUCACUUUGUCAUUGUCAAAUCAAAGUUCUGUUAAACGGCUUCUAUCUAAAAUGGAUAAAAUUAAGUAAUUUUAUUAGCUCAUUUUUGUUUUUUGUCUUUUUUCUAAAACUUUUUUCUCCAGUAAUUUAAGUAACCAGUGUGGAGGUUGCAGUGUUAAAGUGCAGGUGUUCCUAUUGAUUAUUCUAUAUAUAACACAGUGUUUUAGUGUUUUAGCUAAAUACAUUUUGCGAUAAAGACAAGUUUGCAUUAACAUUUUGUUGUAGAAGUUCCCACUAGGCUCAAUGAGUCUGCUGGUUUCAUCUGAACAUAGAUCUUGAAGUUUAGUAGUUUAGUUACAGCAUUUUCAAACAAAAACCAAGAAUAAAUCAAUGACUAAUAACUCUGGUACAGUAUUAAUGUUGGAUCAUAGUGUCUGACAUUAAUAACAUACCACAUGGCCUGUUGUUGUUUAUUGACUGGUCCAAUCACUGAUUUACUCUGUAGAGGUGAACCUCAAAGUUUAUUUAACUGGAAUUAAACAUAUUGUUACUUUU